Molecule: messenger RNA, 296 nt
Organism: Staurois parvus
Lineage: Eukaryota; Metazoa; Chordata; Amphibia; Anura; Ranidae
Source: the annotation of a GenBank genome assembly
AUGCACUCUCCCAAGAAACAAAAAAGCCUCUCUAGCAAUACACACCAAACUAAGCAUGUGCAGAGUGACUCAACACGAUAUGUCUUAUCAGGAGAUAAGAGGGGGACACUGGAAGAAGGGGAGGAUCAGAGAAGUCAGGAUCAAACAGCGUUUCUACACAAUGCAGAGGAUUAACUCCUUAGGUUCCACAGUAAGUAUAACAAGCAUGCUUUACUCCCAGGGGCGGACUGACCAUUUGGAAACUCAGGCACCGCACUAGUCAGUAGGGGGCCCCAUGAGAUGCCUUUUUCAUAGGC